Anoplopoma fimbria (sablefish) is the source of this 1739-nucleotide messenger RNA. It is a transcript of the gene ponzr2, whose product is annotated as plac8 onzin related protein 2. The transcript has 4 exons. The record is from RefSeq and is a predicted model, not a curated record. Bases 101 to 484 code for a protein of 127 amino acids. NCBI's taxonomy places the organism in Eukaryota, Metazoa, Chordata, Actinopteri, Perciformes, Anoplopomatidae.
CUGAACAGACGGAGCAAUGACAGGUUAACAGUGCAGAUAUCAGCUGUGACAGGACGUCCGACCCAGAGCUCUCUCAUCGCACGAAUACACAGAAGCCGUCAUGACUUCAAAGAUGGUGAUCAGGCAGCCUCAGCCUGUGAUGGACGCCCAAGGGUCUGACAAGUGGGGAUCUGGGAUAUGUGACUGCUGUCAAGACAUACCCGAGUGUUGCUUCGCUUUCUGGUGCUGUCCCUGCUUCGCCUGCAUAACCACCAAGAGAUACGGACAGUGUGUUUGUCUCCCACUGCUGGACAUCUUUGGCAUCAUCCCUCCCAUCAACAUGUCCAUGAGGGUCUCCAUGCGGCAGCGCUAUGGCAUCAAAGACACCAUGUGCAGGGACUGCCUGUACGCCACCUGCUGUGCGUCUUGCAGCUGGUGUCAGAUGUCCAGAGAGAUGAGCGAAAGAAAAAUCCCCAUCGUUCUGAUCAGCGCCAAGAACACAUGACCUCUCACCUCACUCGUCGUCACUUCCAGGGCUGUUGCAUAUUUCAAUGAACCCAAACCUGCUUCACCUGUAACAUGUUACAAGUACAUUCUAGACUGAAGCCCUUUAGGAGAGAAUAAUGAUACAAACAGCCCAAAAAGACUGAAAAACUCGAGCCAUAGAUUUUCACAGCAACAUCACUGGUUUUAAUUAUCAGGCAGCCUGCUUUAUAGAUGUUUUAAAAACUUUUUGUUAUGUUGUUUUUAAUAACUGGCAAAGUUUACUAUUUAUCAAAAGUGCAUUUAGCAAUUAAGAUAAAUCCCAACUUAAAUCAUAAAAAAGAAAUACAAGAUACAGCAUUACUAGUUUUAUUUUGCUUUAUUUACAGUAUAUAUAUAUAUAUAUAAAUGCACAUUUACUUUGUUUACUUAAUUUUCUUUAUUUGGCUUAUUUGCUAAUGUCACAUUUAAAAAGUUAAAUUUACUUAAUUUAUGAUUCAUUGUAAAUAAAAUAGAUUAAAUGUAUUUUUUUUUUGUGCAUCCAUACAGCAUGUUGUUUUGAGAAGGUAAAAAAAUAAUAUAUAUUAUUAUAAAAUGUAUAACACACAAAUGCCUAACACAGCUGCUAGAGGGAGCCACACACUUCACAUUGAGCCGGUUGGUUUUUAGAGCUGGUUGAGGUCAUGUGGGGUCACAGAGCAUCAGACCAAUGAUGUGCAGCGUCUUAAGUCACGUCUCACCUCACUGGCAGGAGGACAAAAUAACAAAAAACACUUCACAGUUAAUGAAGCUUUUCUCAGAAACAUGUUUUAGACCGACGGUCCAGAAGCACCGACGUCGAGUAUCUGUCGUCUUUCUGCCUCUGUAAGUUUUCAGAUCACGCGUUGCUUUGAAAAACUCACUUAUGACAAUGAAGGACUUCUCAGACCUAUUAAAGCUGACACACGCUGCUAUGUGGCACUCAGCAACUUCAUUUGUAUUAUGAUUUAGUGGAGACACAGUUUCCUGGAAAGAAGGAUGCAUUUGGUACUUAUUAUAGGGAAAAUAUCGAUAAUGAUUAUUUGCUGUAGUGUAGAAAAAAUAAAAAUGUGUCUACAGGCAAGAAAUUCCAUAUUUAUAGGUAGUACAAAUUCCAGUAAAUAAUUAAAAAUGUAUAAAUAUUUUUCUCUUUCUAGGAAAUUCCUGUUUUCUCGAGAAAUGGUAACACAUGACACAGUUCUUAUUUAUUACUUAAUUACUUACUUCCUAUGCAAUUGUAAAAUAAAGCACUACCAGUU